AUGAAUUCGUCGCCGUUCUUCCUGAUCUGCACGCUCCACGCGGCGACCGCCGCGACGUGCGGGAUCCUGAUCAUGUUCUACCUGAAGGAGAUCACGGAGUUCGGGCACGGCGCGGCGACGGCGAGGUCGAUGCUGGGGUCGACGGCGCGCGAUGAGGUGGUGGUGCGGGUGUCGAACUCGUUCGCGGGGCUGCUGCUGGUGGUGAUCGGGUGCGUGGUGUUCAUGGCCGGAUUCGUGAAGGAUAGGGAGUUUCAAGGGUUCUUCGCCAAGGGAUGCGCGGGGCUGCAUCUGGCGAUGGCGCUGUGGAGGGUUUGGUUCGAGCGGAGGUUGGAGGUUUUGGCGCGGGAUUGGCCGAGGCAGCUGGUGGGCGAUUUCGUGCUCGCGCUCUCUUGGCUCUUCUUCCUUGUUUACAUGUGGAGGGACAAGUAUGAUUAG
Messenger RNA from Salvia miltiorrhiza (redroot sage), 435 nucleotides. RefSeq lists its product as uncharacterized. The coding region runs from base 1 to 435 and encodes 144 amino acids. NCBI's taxonomy places the organism in Eukaryota, Viridiplantae, Streptophyta, Magnoliopsida, Lamiales, Lamiaceae. The transcript has a single exon. The record is from RefSeq and is a predicted model, not a curated record.